GUUACGUGCUAUACCGGAAUAUCCGAAAACAUAGAGGGCUUCUCUACUAAUUUCAAAACAAUUGCGCACGGUGCAAUUUAAGUUCAGACAACUUCUGACAGGUGGCUUCAAACACGACACCACCACCACCACCAUCGUCAUCCGUCGAAUUUGUCAAACGUCAAGACCCGGACCCGCUUUCCGGCAACCCGACCCGGAUAGUGAUCUCAAUUUGCCAUCUAUGAUCUGAUAAUUAUCCCGGCAUAUUCUCUUCUAAAUUAUUUCGCUGAUUCUCGUCGCUUUCGAUUUUCCGGUGGAAGAUCCGGCAAUCGCAAACCCUAACCCCUCUCGCCGUGGACUUCUUUUUGCGGCAAUUACCGUUUUCUCCCCCAUUCGAUAGAGCCGCAAUUGCUUGUAAUUAGCCCUAAAAACUGAGUGGGAGGUGGGUAAUUGAAGUCCGAAGGGACUUCGGAGGAUGAAAUUUGAUGCGAAGAAGAAGAGAGCUGUGAUCGCGAGUUCUUAAGAGGAUGUGGUUUUCCUUUUGGAAAUCCCGGGACAGAUUCUCUUUAGAUGAACUCAGAUUCCUAGUCGAUCAACUGAUGAAAGUUCAAACUGUGAAUGAGGUUACCAAGGACUUCGUGAUUGAGGCUUUGAGAUCUAUUGCUGAGUUGAUAACCUAUGGUGACCAACAUGAUGCUUCCUAUUUCGAGUUUUUCAUGGAGAAGCAGGUCAUGAGUGAGUUUGUACGGAUAUUAAGCAUUAGUAGAACUUUGGUUGUCUCAGUCCAGCUAUUGCAAACAAUGAGCAUAAUGAUCCAGAACCUAAAAAGUGAACAGUCCAUAUAUUAUAUGUUUAGCAAUGAACAUGUUAACUACCUUAUAAAUUAUUCAUUCGACUUCCGAAAUGAAGAGCUAUUAUCUUACUACAUAUCUUUCCUAAGAGCAAUAAGUGGCAAGUUGAACAAAGAUACAAUUUCUCUCCUUCUUAAGACCCAAAAUGAUGAAGUUAUUUCUUUCCCCCUAUACGUUGAGGCAAUACAGUUUGCUUUCCAUGAAGAAAGUAUGAUUCGAACUGCUGUACGUGCUUUAACACUGAACGUUUAUCAUGUUGGAGAUGAUGCUGUAAAUAGGUUUGUGUCAAUGGCUCCUCAUGCGGAUUAUUUCAUGAACUUGGUCAAAUUUUUCCGAGAUCAAUGUAUCCAUUUGAAUUUAGUCGUUUCAAAUGCUUCAAAGAGUCAGGAGGUGGAUUCAACGUCUACCAUUCUUUCUGCCGUUGACGAGAUUGAAGACAACCUCUAUUAUUUUAGUGACGUUGUUUCUGCUGGAAUUCCUGAUGUUGGGAGGUUAAUUAUGGACAACGUUUUGAGUCUUCUGAUAUUUCCGUCAGUUCUUCCUUCCUUGAGGACUGAAGCAGUCAAGGAAUCAAGUCUUGGUGCUGUCACUUCUUUAUAUUUACUUUGUUGCAUUUUGCGCAUAGUGAAAAUCAAAGAUCUGGCAAACACUAUUGCUGCUGCUCUUUUAUGUUGUCCAGAGUCCGUCACUGAGAAUUCUGAAGCUAAGCUCAAUGGUGAUGUGUUGGGCCAUGUUUCUUCAGAUGCAGCAAGCCAACAGAUAGAUGAGAAUACUCUCGCUUCAGGGUCUGAUGCUGGAAGAUUGCGAGUUUCUAUUCCAACAUGUAACUCUUCUGAAAACCUUCCACAAGAUGGUGUCUUGGUUCAUGAUUGUGGUGGUAGACAGUUUGCUCCAAGGGAAGCUUUGCUUUCAUUUGUUGCCAAUGGAGAUGAUGUUCAAGUUUCAGGCUCUUUAAAUGUGCUGGCUACUUUAUUGCAGACUAAAGAACUGGAUGAAUCAAUGGUCGAUGCUCUUGGCAUACUUCCACAACGCAAACAGCAUAAGAAGAAGCUGCUGCAAGCCUUGGUCGGGGAAGAUUCUGGGGAAGAACAACUUUUCGCUUCCGAAGGUAGUGGGGUUAAGGAUGGCUUCAGUAGUGAACUUGAUCUCUAUCUUCAAAAGUUGAAGGAUUAUGUUGGAGUUCCAUGUGCAAGCCAAGAGGUUGGAGUGAGCCCUCGGGUGCAUAGAUUUCAAGUACUCGAUGCGCUGGUCAGUCUCUUCUGCAGGUCAAAUAUCUCUGCAGAAACAUUAUGGGAUGGUGGUUGGCUUUUGCGGCAGUUGUUACCUUAUAGUGAGGCAGAGUUUAACAGCCACCACCUUAGAUUACUCAAAGAUUCAUUCCACUCUUGCACUAAUCGUGUUCUAGAGGAGACCAGGGGACCUUGGUCUGAUCUUUUGGUGACAAUUAUUUGCGACGAGUGGAGAAAGUGCAAAAGAGCAAUCGAAGCUUCUUCUCCUCGGAAAGAUCCCAAGUUUAUGCUCUUGCACCCAUACAAAUCUGCCUCUGAUGAGCACGCGUUAGGUGAAUCUUCCUUUGCUGCUGGAGAGAGAAUGUGUGAGACCGUGAAGGUGUUUGCACUGCUUCACCAUCUCCAUAUUUUCUCCCUCGGUAAAGUUUUGCCAGAUCAACCUCCUGUACUUUGUGCAGUUGAUAUUCCAGAAAUGUCCAGAGCAAAGAAAGCUGGUGUAAAUCCACCCGGACUAAAACCAAAUGCCGAAAUAUUUCUCGUGGACGCAGUGCCUUGUCGUAUUGCAUUUGAGAGGGGCAAGGAACGUCAUUUUCAAUUUCUAGCACUCUCUGUUGGAAGCUCUGGGUGGCUUGUACUUGCCGAGGAGUUACCCAUGAAACCACAACAUGGAAUUGUUCGAGUUGUAGCACCGCUAGCUGGAUGUAAUCCCAGAUUAGAUGAUAAACAUUCAAGGUGGCUGCACCUUCGAAUACGGCCCUCCUCAUUCCCCAUCACAGACGUUGCUAAGCAGACUACUUCCCCUGGAAAAGUAAAAUCGAAAGCUUUGGUCGACGGAAGGUGGACUCUGGCUUUUCGAGACGAUGAAUCGUGCAAGGUCGCUUUGUCUAUGAUUGUUGAAGAAGUCAAACUGCAAAGUCUCGAGGUAGAAAGAAGUUUACAGCCUUUGCUUGAACUCGAUAAAAGUUUACAUUGUUCAACCCUUUCAGAGUGUGUAGAAAAUAACUCUUCUUCUUGAAAGGCCAAAAGUUUCAUUUCUAAGCUUUUUCUUUCGGGUUCUUUUCUUCAAUAUAUAUACAUAUUUUUUUUUGCACACAAAAGGGGGCGGACAGUUCGACCAUCCACCCGUGCGUAAACUGUCCACAAGAAAUCUAUAGGGUGCACAAAAAUGCAUAAUAAAAAGCUUGUAAUAUUAGUGCCAUUCUUUGUAUAUACAAGACGAAAGAUUUUUCUACGUACCCUCGUGUCGCCUCUAUAACCAAGCCACCCAAUUUAGAUGUGUGCGUAUUCGAUUCUAUUUUGUAAGAUUUGUAACGUUACAUAAUAUUUGAGCUAAUGAAAGAGAAAAAGUUCCAUUCUUUGUA
This is a messenger RNA of Erythranthe guttata (spotted monkey flower), 3420 nucleotides long. Its product is annotated as CLEC16A-like protein. Gene Ontology annotation, biological process: vacuolar transport; endosomal transport; regulation of autophagosome maturation. Gene Ontology annotation, cellular component: Golgi apparatus; late endosome. NCBI's taxonomy places the organism in Eukaryota, Viridiplantae, Streptophyta, Magnoliopsida, Lamiales, Phrymaceae. The record is from RefSeq and is a predicted model, not a curated record.